AUGGCAUCCGAGAUCACAGAGCGGCCCCAGCCCGGCCAGAAGACGGCACUCAUCACGGGCGCUGGCGUCGGCGGCAUCGGCGGCGCGCUCGCCAUGGAGCUGCACAGACAGGGCUACUUUGUCUUUUGCGCUGUGCGCCGCCCGGACAGCAUCGCGGAGCUGCUGAGGCCCGGCAUAGUGGUUGUCAAGCUCGAGGUCACGGAGACAACGUCGGUCGAGGCCGCCGCGGCGCAGGUCGCCGCCGUCACGGGCGGCACGCUGGACGUGCUCGUCAACAACGCCGGCGUCGUCAAGCACCGCCCGGCGCUGGACUCGGACAUUGAUGGCGACGUCCGCCACGUCUUUGACGUCAACGUCCUGGGGCCGAUGCGCGUCGUUAAGGCCUUUGGGAAGCAGCUCAUCGCCGCGAAGGGCUGCAUAGUCAACAUAGGCAGCAUCGCGCCAAUUGUGCCCCUGGCCUUUUCCACGUCGUACAAUGCCACAAAGGCGGCGAUUCAUGCGUACGGCGAUACUCUGAGCAUGGAAAUGAAGCCCUUUGGUGUCGACGUCGUGACCGUCAUCACGGGCGGUGUCAAGAGCAACAUCGUUCGCGGGAACCCAAGCCUCCCGACGGACUCGCUGUACAUGGCCAUCGAAAAGUUCUGGCGCCAUCGCACGCAAAUGUCCAAUGGCGACGACUCCAUGCCAACUGAUGUCUACGCGCGUACAGUUGUGCGCAUGAUUGACUCAAAGAAGCGACCACUUCGAUUCUGGGCAGGCGCCAAAAGCUCUCUGGCUUGGAUCCUUUACCACUUUGUGCCACUGCGCUUGCGUCUGUACAUGAUGGCAAAGCGAUUUGGUCUGCUCACACUCGUUUUGAAAAUCUCUUUUCUUCAGCUUCUUAUCUUGGGCAGUGUGGUAACGAUUGUCAAGAACAACGCGUGUCUUGCCUACAAUAGAAGUAUCACAGACGCCUAA
Akanthomyces muscarius is the source of this 957-nucleotide messenger RNA. RefSeq lists its product as uncharacterized. The coding region runs from base 1 to 957 and encodes 318 amino acids. Gene Ontology annotation, cellular component: endoplasmic reticulum; lipid droplet. The record is from RefSeq and is a predicted model, not a curated record. The transcript is spliced from 4 exons. Gene Ontology annotation, molecular function: triacylglycerol lipase activity; acylglycerone-phosphate reductase (NADP+) activity. Gene Ontology annotation, biological process: triglyceride catabolic process; phosphatidic acid biosynthetic process. NCBI's taxonomy places the organism in Eukaryota, Fungi, Ascomycota, Sordariomycetes, Hypocreales, Cordycipitaceae.